Molecule: messenger RNA, 1449 nt
Organism: Cornus florida
Lineage: Eukaryota; Viridiplantae; Streptophyta; Magnoliopsida; Cornales; Cornaceae
Product: ER lumen protein-retaining receptor A-like
Exons: 6
Coding region: 274-921 (215 amino acids)
Biological process (GO): endoplasmic reticulum to Golgi vesicle-mediated transport; protein retention in ER lumen
Cellular component (GO): cis-Golgi network; endoplasmic reticulum; membrane
Molecular function (GO): ER lumen protein retrieval receptor activity
Source: RefSeq, a predicted model, not a curated record
CGCGCUACAUCUUAUAGCAGCCCACUCUUGCCCUUUAACACGGGGGAGGCAAAAGCCUUUCCCAGCUGCCACCUCAGCUCCUCCUCCAUUUAUUUGCUUUACGCAAACACAAACCAACUGGUACUCUGCACCCAAAUUCAUUUCAUUCAUCGCGUUUCUCCAUUUCUUCACAUCUCUCUCCAAAUUCACUUUCUUCAUCUGUAAUCUGUCUCUGUCUCUCUUUCUAUCUCUGAAUUCUAGGGCACAAAUUGACUCCACUGCGCCUCUGCAACCAUGAAUAUCUUCAGAUUGGCAGGCGACCUGACUCAUUUGAUCAGUAUUUUAGUCCUCCUCCUCAAAAUAUACGCCACUAAAUCAUGCUCAGGGAUUUCGCUGAAGACUCAGGAGCUUUAUGCACUGGUCUUUCUGACUCGGUAUUUGGAUCUAUUCACCGACUUCAUAUCCCUAUACAACACUUUGAUGAAACUCGUGUUCAUAGGGAGCUCUCUGGCGAUCGUGUGGUGCAUGCGGAUGGACAGAGUCGUAAAGCGCUCGUAUGAUCGGGAGCUCGAUACUUUUCGACAUUAUUUUCUUGUUGGGGGGUGCUUUAUUCUGGCGCUUUUCAUUCACGAGAAGUUCACAUUUCAGGAGAUCUUCUGGGCGUUUUCAAUAUAUUUGGAGGCAGUUGCAAUUCUUCCCCAGUUGGUGAUGCUGCAAAGAAGUGGAAAUGUGGACAAUUUGACUGGCCAAUAUGUUUUCUUUCUUGGGGCCUAUCGUGCAUUAUAUAUUCUAAACUGGAUUUACCGCUAUUUCACUGAGCAGCAUUUUAGUCGAUGGAUAGCUUGCGUCUCUGGUCUUGUCCAGACAGCUCUAUAUGCUGAUUUCUUCUACUAUUACUUUAUCAGCUGGAAAAACAAUGCGAAGCUUCAGCUGCCAGCUUGAGACCAAAAAAAGGGAUAUGAUUAAAACUCGACAUGUUGAGCUGGAUCACUCUUUUUGUAGAUGGCUUGGUAAAACUAUCAGUAGCAUUACACUUUUGUCGUCAAGAACGAGUACAGGUCUUCCAUACCGUGGAAUUGAGAUAACAUCACCAUACCUGUCGCUGGGGAAAUUUUAGUUAUUUUGGUUAGAUAACUAGCCUAUACCAGCGUUUAGAUUUAGAUCUAACAUCCAUGUUUAUAUAUGAGGGGAUGGUUUUGAAGUAUUGGUAACAGUCCCAUAAAUGUAGAGCCGCUGUUAAAAUUUUAAAAGUGCAAAUUUGGCUAACUUCAAAACUGGAUCGUUUAUUUCAGAUAUAGUAUUCAGGUGGUAAAAGUGUUCUAUGAAAUGGCGAGCUAUAGACUUUCUUGAACCUUUCCGGAUCUUCUCUUCUUCUUCUUCUAGAUAUUUUUGGAGUCAGAAUGUUUAAAUACAUAAUUUUCAGAUGAAUGAAUAUGCAACCACUCAAAAGGUGCACUUUAUUUGUUUUGA